This is a messenger RNA of Stomoxys calcitrans (stable fly), 2717 nucleotides long. RefSeq lists its product as uncharacterized. The transcript has 6 exons. NCBI's taxonomy places the organism in Eukaryota, Metazoa, Arthropoda, Insecta, Diptera, Muscidae. Bases 1587 to 2537 code for a protein of 316 amino acids. The record is from RefSeq and is a predicted model, not a curated record.
UGGGAGAGAAGAGUUUAGACGUGUUCGUGUUAAGCGGAAACUGAAAAAUAAACAAAUACCGCUACCGCGUUACUGCCGUUAACGUUGAUUCGUCGUUUCGUUCCGUUUUGUUGUUGUUAUUGUAGUUGUUGAUAAUGCUAAAACGUUAACUUGUUGUCAGUCGCAUGGCUUAGAGGGGGGAAACGAAAUACGAAUAAAUGGUGUAAAAUGCGAAAAGAAUAAGUGGUAAAGAGGCAAAUCAAUAAAAAUAAAUAUUUAAUACAAAAGUGAAAAAUAAAUAAAUAGCAAGGCAAUUGUGUAUGCAGUUUGCGUGUGUGUACAAGUGUUUGUUGUGUGUGAAGUCAUUUAUAAUAAAAAAUUCAAGUAAGAAGAAACAAAAUACACAAAAGUUGAUAUUAUGGCAAACCACAAAAAAAUGAAGUGCAGUGGGUUUGGUUUAUUAUACUCGAAACAACACCAACAGCAGUAAUUCCAAAGGAAAAAGUGUUAAAUGUAGGCAUAAGUGAGAAAGCCGGAAGCUUUAAAUUGCAGAUGUCUGCCUUCGAAAAAUGUCCAACAAUGAAAGUUAAAAUAUAAUAAUUACAUCAAAAUUGUUAAAACCCUACGCGAACAAAGCGUAACAUUUUUGGCUACAACAAUACAAAAAAUUAUUAAGUUUCAAACUGUCAUUAUAGCAAAGGCAGAUUCCCCUACCAGUUUUAGUGUGGCCGCCGCUAGAAACAAGAAAAUAAACCAUACUUUUUCAUUCACAGCAGUGCAAACAUACAUACCUAUCUGUAAAACACAUUCGAUAGUCAACAAAACUUGGCUUAAAUCUACCUAAGAGGGGUGUGGUGGGCUGAAGUAUGACAAGCCAAAGAAGAAACUCUGCCGUGUUGUAAAACAAACGUUCUGUUUUUACACCACAUAGCACAGCAAAGAGUCGCUGGGGCAAUGUACACACAGAGAAAUUCCCACACACACCUUAACUAAUCUUGACUUAAACCGGGUUCUAGCAGUUGUCAUUGCAUUGUUGUUGUUGCUGUUUGUCAUAUUGCCAAUGAGAGUAAGAGUUGAGUAUGAGAAAUUUGCGCUCCCCACAAUUCUACGGAACGAAAGCUUAAACGGCAAGAGAGUACAUUGGAGACUUGUAGGAAUUUAUUGAUGGUUUGGUUGAGAGAGAGACAAAGAGGGAGUAAGUGCUGUGUGUACCUUUGUUUGUCCACAGCGAACAGCAGCAACAGGUAGUAGUACCAGCCAAACAUAUUCAAAAUCCUCAAUUGUGCACUUACUCAUACCAUUGCAAAGCUACCACAACGAGGCGAAUAUUUUAUUUGUUUUUGGUUUAAAAAAGAAGAGAGGAACCAAAAAACAAUCAAAUGCAAACGGAAACACAUCAACAAAGAAUGUUUUAAAGCAGAUCCCGCUUUUUUGUAAUGAUUAUCUGGUUUUUGCUGAUCAACGAUAUUAAUUAACAUCAGUUUCUUCAAUUAAAAAUAUCAGCCUUUGAUCUCCCUUUAAAACACCAAAAUAAUCACGAAAAUAUUACGAUCAUCGAGUAGUGUCUCUAUUGGCUCCCAGUCUACUAUGGUGAUCGACCAUAAAAAAUGGCCAAAUCGAAAAUUGCUCUCUAUGCUGCCGGUGUAACUUGUCUGGGAUUCAUUUGCUUCGCCUUAGCCUCUGCAGCCGUGGGCAUACCCAUUUGGGGUUACUAUGAUUCACAAUCGGGUGGAUAUGAUUUCGAUCAUGGCUACUUUGGACCUUUUAAAGUUUGCAAACAAUUGGCCUACAACAGGGAGAAGUGUGGCAAUGAUGUAUCGAAAUUUCGUUUAUCAUCGGCCAUUUUCAUAAGCGGCAUUAUGGCUGUGCUAAGCUCCUCGGCCUUGGGCCUCUUUUGUAUAUUGUCUGUUAUACAGAUUGCUAUGAUUUCGUCGCGCGAAAAGGUUGUUAUGUCUUAUGCCGGUUUGGUUAUGACAAAAAUGGUUUUGGCUUUAGUAGCUGGUAUUUUGGCGUUGGUGGCCACCGUCAUGUUUGCUGUACAAAUUGAUGAAUCGGAAAAAUAUGGUUUCCGCGUAUCCAGAGGAAUAUCUUUCUAUUUACAGAUUGUUGUUAUUGUCUUAAGCAUAGGCCUAUUUGUUUUGGCCUUAUAUGAUGUCCUUUAUUCCAAACGUCCGGGGGGAGAUCCCACCAUGAUGAUAGAUGCUGCUUCUCCUUCAUCAGCGACAACGAUAAAUAAUCCAGGCUUUAAGGAGCCUAAAACUAAAAAUGGAAUUUCCGUUACCGAUGCUUCAGGCAAACCAUAUGCGGGUAUACGCAAUGGUUCGGGAAGUGUGGCCUCCAUGAGUACCAUGGUGACCAGUGUAUCGAAUGGUUCCACGGUGGAAUCAGUAACCAGAUCUCCUCUGCGAUCGAGUCUUAAGAAACCUCGACCUUUACCCGAUCCAACUUUGGGCAUACAAAAUCCAGGCUAUUCGGGUUCAGGCAAUUCACCGCCUCCCAUGCGUCGAAAUGGAAGUGUGAAAAAGGUUCGCAUUCAAACCCACAGUACGGAAGUUUAGUUUAGUGGGGGGACCAAUUGCCCAAAAAGAGGCCUAGGUAUAGAAACAUAAAAGCAUAGAAUUAGUUUUUUUUUAAUUGUUUUUAAAAUGUUUCAUUAAAGACUGUGUACAGAGAAGUAUAACAAAAUAACUUUUUCCGAUUAGAAACAAAGAAUAAGAAUCCCACAGUGGUUUCUCAAA